This is a messenger RNA of Chrysoperla carnea, 1962 nucleotides long. Its product is annotated as tektin-1-like. The record is from RefSeq and is a predicted model, not a curated record. The transcript has 8 exons. Gene Ontology annotation, cellular component: microtubule cytoskeleton; nucleus. Lineage: Eukaryota; Metazoa; Arthropoda; Insecta; Neuroptera; Chrysopidae. Bases 106 to 1962 code for a protein of 618 amino acids. Gene Ontology annotation, biological process: cilium assembly; cilium movement involved in cell motility.
AAGAAAUGUAGACUUGUAAAUUUGUUUCAAAUGACAAGUUUAAAAAAAUUUAUAUUAUUAAAUAGAAAAAACAAGUCUCGUUUUUGAAUCAAUUCUAUUUUAGACAUGUCGACGUUCGAUAAAAAAUGCAAAACAGAACGCGGGGUUGCACAACCACGAGUCGAUUACAAAAUUGCUCAUAAAUACAGUAAAGGAGAAAGAAGCAAGAAUGAAAAAUCGAUUCCUAACCAACAGACACUUCCGUCUUCCCCGAACGUUAACGAUCAUCAAGGUACUUCACAGGAACUCGAAGACACUGUAGGACCUUAUGUACCAGGACAAAUGUCCAUUGUGCCAUAUGCAACACCAUAUUCAACACCGUACGGCGAUUCAAAAUUUUGCCCAUGCACUUCGAAUAAAAUAGAUUCAUCAAAAUAUGUUUCCAAUUAUGCACCAGAAGUUUGUGUAAAAAAAGAGCCAGGGACAGCAAAAAUGGAAUCAAAACCUCCAUUUGCAAAAACUAGACCUAAGCAAGAAAGUAGUCAUCCCAUAGACGACUUUGAAGACACUCAUCCAGAAACUUCUUUCAAAAUACCCAAUAUGGAAAUACCAAAAAUAAAUACUACUGGGCCAACAGCAUGUUAUAUGCCACAAAUUACUGACGCCAUAACAUAUCAAAAUAAACCAAUGGGGCCAAUUGGUCCCUGGGCAAGUGGAGACUUAAAUUGGGCUCCUUUGGCAGGUUUAACGGGUACUAGACCUGUAGUUGAUAAAUAUACAAUAACACGUUUCAGUGAGGCUGAAUGGCGUACACGAAAUGGGAAACUGGUAACAGAUACUAGAGAUGCAAUUAACCAAUCAUCUAUAGCUGAAUUUCAAAUACAACAAAAUUUGCAAGCUGUAAGUAAAGAGGCUGACAGGAUACAGCAAGAAAAUACAAAACGUUUAGAAGAUCGAGCUAAUGAAAUACUACGUUGGAAAUGUCAAUUAGAACGAGCUAUUAUAGCGGCAAAUGGAGAAAUUAACGAUUUAGAACGUGAUCGUACUAAAUUAAAACAAGCCGGAGCCGUGUUAACAUUGCCUGAAAUGAUUGUUGGCGAAGCAUUAAGCUUACGUACAAGUCGUAUAGAAACAGAACUUGUACGAGAUGACGUGGAAGAAGAAUUAAUGAAAGAAUAUGCAUUAAUACAUGAAAUUCGUGAUGUAUUUGAACGUUCAUUAGAUGAUAUAAAUCGACAAAUGGCUGAAAACAAAACAGCAAAAACACAAUUAGAAUUCGAUUGGAGCGAUAAAACCCUGGCAUGCGAGAUUGACAUGUUAAAUGCGUCUUUAAAUAAUAGAUCGAAUGUUAUUUUAUUUAAACCUGGAUCCACGCGAAUGCAAAUGGACCAAGCAACACCUGAGCAUUGGUUACAUUUUACAAAAGAAUCAAUUGAUCAAGGUGAACGUACUAGAAGAAAAUCAUUUGCUUUAAGAAGUUCAUUAGAUUCCAUUUUAUUGAACGCCGCGCGUGAUUUGCGCGGUCAAGCUGAUCGAGUAGAUAAUGCGUUACAACAGAAAGUUAACUGUGUUAAAGAAUUAUUGGAUACAUUAGAAGAUCAAUUACAAAAGGUACUAAAAACUAUUGCUCAAAUGGAAAUGGAAUCAAGUGCAACUGACCACUUAAUUCGUCGAUUGGACAUGGCAAUGAAAGUUGCACAAACACGAUUAGAUAAUCGAACAAACAGGAUGCGUGUAGAAAAUGUCCGCGAUCCAGCACAAUAUGGAUUAAUAGAUGAAAUUAAACAAAUUGGUCAACAAGUAACAUCAUUGAAGUCAACCUUCGAUGCAAGUGAUAGCACAUUAGGUGCUUUGAUCAAAAAUCGUAGUGAACUUGAACGAAAUAUAAUGUUUUUACGUAAAACAUUACUAAUUGAUCGAGAUCGUAUUGGAAAGUUAAGAUCAUUUUACCCUUCAGCAGCAGCUUUAAUGGGUAAAGGAUAA